AUGGCCGACGCUUCAAAGAAGAGGAAGCAGAACUCAGACAGUGCGCCGCAUGCAAAACGCGCUCGCUUUCCCCAGAAGCCACAGCACAACAUCCCCACGAUACCGACGAGGAACGCGUACCCCAAUGGCGAAGUCAAUGUCAAGAACUUCCUCAAGUCACACGAAAAUGAGAUCAAGUCGCUGGAGGGGGCGAUGAAGGCGGCGAAGAAGGGGCUGAUGAGAAGAGCUUUCCAAGAUGUGCCUAGAGACCUGCGCAGAAGGACUGCAAGCCACAACCCGAAUCGCGUACCAAAGCGGCUGAGGAGACAAGCACGUCAGGAAGCCAAGGAGGACAACACGCCGAUAACACGGGGCACAAGUGGCAGUGGAAUUGGAAAGGGCAAGAAGAAGCACCUCAGGAAGGAGGGCAUCGAAAAGAGCAAGAAGGCGCGGGCGCAGAGAGAGAGAAAGAAAGGCAGUGAGCCGGUGGGGACUAAACCAGGAGCAGAGAAAGUUCAACCCCUCUCAAAAACACCAAAAGCCAAGCCCAGGUUCCCGUCGCUCGCCACGCCCGCCACGCCUCCUUCACGAUUUCGCAGACGCCAGCGAGACAAGACAUGGCUACCAACACACAUAUGGCACACCAAACGCGCACGUAUGACCGAACCGAAGGACCCGCUCUGGCGGUUCGCGAUCCCACUUGCGCCAGUCGUAAAGGCAUACCGCCUCACCCAUCGGGCUGCAGUCCAGCGCGGAGCCGUUGCCUGGGACAUGAGCUACAUGUCGACGAUUGGGCUCGAGGGCGUGGAAGACAGCAUCGUUGGGCUGCUGAAAGGGCUUCACUUUGGCGCUGAAGAUGCUGAAGAUCCAUGGCAAGGGCGCGGCAAGGCGAAAAAGUGGAGGCAGGGCACGAGAAUCUGCGAAGGCUGGUUACACGAGAGAGAUGCGAAGCCUCUGAAGCGGAUCGCCCACGUGACGGUCGUUUGGUGCGCGCCUGAUGCAGUUGGCAAAAAAAGGAAAAUAUUCAUUCGGGUACACCCAAGUGCGUUUCUGCAGAUUUGGAACGAAGUCAUCCGCAUCUCAAAGGUUCAAAGGCCGGCAGUUGCUGUCGAAGACCUCCGAUUCGAGGUUGGGUCUAUUGAGAUCAUGGGCCCUGCAGCGGCAGAGACGCUGUGCUCCAUAUUGCAUCCAGCUGCCUCUGACGCUGCGCCUGACGCGCCUCAGUCACUAUGGUCUACGCUUGCUUCAGUCACAGAUCCUGGCACUCUGCCAGCGGGCGCAUUGCUUGCGUUCGACGUCUCAGAUCCUCGCCUUCGAGACCCCCCUACACCAUCUACGACACCCCCAAAUCUGUCGGCCCUGAUUGAGACACUCGCUGCCUGGCCCAUUGACAACACUUUGACCUCGCCCUCCAUCUUCAGCCGCGCUGCUCGACUAGAAGGGCAGAGGACACUGCCGUCGCAGAAGUCCAUCAACCGAAGACAGAGUGCGAAUACGCUUGGUGGAUAUCCAGAGCCGAGACCAACCGAUCCACGGAUCCCUAUGCUCACCUACGUCUCGAGAGAGAGUAAUUCUUGGACCAUCUUGCUUCCUUGGAAAUGCGUCAUGCCCGUAUGGCGAGGCAUCAUGCGCUACCCCGUAUCCACUGGAGGUAAUAAUCGCUUUGGUGGACUGAAGGAGAAGCGACAGGUUACGUUCGAACGCUCGGUGCCGAGCUUCCCGUACGAUUGUCCCGGUACCGCUGCUGGCUGGGCAUGGGAGCUGAAGCAACGAGACGUAAGGAAGCACGACUGGACAAAGCGGCCGAAGGGCAAGAGAAUUGAAUGGUCUACCAUUGAUCUUGGUAACGGGAGGAAAGGUGAGAUUGGCGACCCUUGGGCCUGCGAGUGGGCACGGUUACUGCCAGAUGGGCCUGCAGAACCGACAACAGUGCAGGACGGGAUUGAGAAGUUGGUCUCGCCAUUCCGUCAGCUCUCUUCAGCUCAGGCGACCAAAGGUGCAGGGGAUCCUUCUACUGGCCUUAAGCUACCUUAUCUUCUUACUGUCAAGAUCACAGUAAUGGGGCGCGGGUACCCUGUCGAUUGUUCUCGAGUCUAUCGCUUGCCCUCGAACAACUCAGAGCUUCGAAGCAGAUGGCUAUCGCUAAUGCCAGGUCCGAAGACCAAUACAAAUGGCGUGCCAAGGAGGCAGCAAACUCGCAGCGGCGAUGACGUCCCUGAGCAUCUGCGACGAAGACAGCUUGCUGGUAAUCUACUCGAGCCACCAGCGACAAAGAAGAACGUCCCGACGGCAGCAGACAACGACUAUCCUCUAGUUCCUGACGAAACAGAUCUUAUUGGGUUUGUCACGACGGGCAACUACAAUUUGGCUGAGGGCAUGCCGACUGCUGUUGCCAAUCUCGCUCUCCACAAAAUUACUCUUGGUACUAGAGAAGCCGGACAGAAGGAGGAUCACAUCUGCAUUGUCAGGGAGCCUGGGCGCACUAUAGGUAGGCUUGCGAGGUGGGAAGUCGUGUAG
Ascochyta rabiei is the source of this 2496-nucleotide messenger RNA. RefSeq names its product Ribonuclease P. Lineage: Eukaryota; Fungi; Ascomycota; Dothideomycetes; Pleosporales; Didymellaceae. The coding region runs from base 1 to 2496 and encodes 831 amino acids. The record is from RefSeq and is a predicted model, not a curated record. Gene Ontology annotation, biological process: tRNA 5'-leader removal. Gene Ontology annotation, cellular component: ribonuclease MRP complex; nucleolar ribonuclease P complex. The transcript has a single exon.